Molecule: messenger RNA, 2481 nt
Organism: Racocetra fulgida
Lineage: Eukaryota; Fungi; Glomeromycota; Glomeromycetes; Diversisporales; Gigasporaceae
Source: the annotation of a GenBank genome assembly
AUGAGUUCACCAACACCGAAAGUAAAUCAUGUUAAAAUUUAUCCAUGGUCUCAAAAAAAAUUAAACAAAUUUAAUCCUUUUCCACGUAAUGGUCACUCUGUGAGUGACCAUGUGAUAAGUAAUGAACUAUUCAUUUUCGGUGGUUUUGUAAAUGAAAAAGCUACAAAUGAAUUGUUUGUUGCUGAUGUUAGUAAACAUGGGGCUGCUCUUGUCGCUGAUGUCCUCUACAUUUUUGGUGGAAGAACUCAAGAUGGAGAUGUAUUGGGUGAUUUGAUUGCACUUAGACUUACAACUAGUCCUCGAUAUGAUCCUUCCAUGGUUGUGGUUGAUCAAGACAAGAUUUUCGUUUUUGGUGGCGAAUCAGAUGGAACUAUAAGACCUGACGCUGAUGGAAAUAUCCAUAUAUUAGACACAUGUGAGUUUAACUCCAACUCCCAAACCCCUAAGCAACAGACAGUUCAUCGUAAACAAUUAUCGAUUACACCACCGUUAAAAGCGUCAGUACAACCAAAAGAACAGUCUAUCAUGGAGGAUUUAGAAGAAACCAGUUCAUCUUUAAAAUCAUCAAAUGCUUCGACACACUCAAAGCGACCUUCAUUAGUUGAAUCCUCUCCAGAUUUAAUACAAAGUCAUUCUAUUUCACAAAGGUCAACAAGUCUUAAUCAAUCAAAUAAUCAAGGUUCACUAUCAUCACAACCAACUACUCAAUUAUUUAAUGAAACCUCGGGAGAAACAUUACCAUCAUCUAAGGUUGAAUCAAUGUCACAACGACAGCCUCCUUUACCACAACCUAUGACUGAAGUUCCUGAAAAAAAUCCAUCGAUAAUAUUAAAGCAGCAAUCUCUUGAAAUUACUCGGCCCUUACAACCAAAGAUUGAGAGCCAUCGGAUUCAUCUUUCUCAACAACAAAGGCAAUCUUAUGAUACAUUUGGAAAAGCUAAAUCCAAAGGACUCGGGAUUACUGUUCCUGUAGAAAGUGCUAAUUCAAAAUCUCAGUUAUUAGAUGCAAAUUUUUAUCAGCAUCCUCCAGUUCCCCCUCCAGUUGAUUCUGAUCUAAAUAAUUAUGAAAUGAAUACAAUUAAUAAAUAUGGAUCACCAAAGCAAUCUCCAAAUAUAAAUGAACUUAAUCCUUCAGAAAAUGAAACGCUUUCUUUAACACCUUUAUCAUCAUCAGAUACGUCAAAACCGUCUCGUUUUAUGACUGAACAAAUUCCUGCAAAUUCUUUAGAGACAGACGUCCUUUCUAAAACAAAUAUUUCUGAAAAUCAAUUCACUGAUUCUUAUAAAGACGAUUUAUUUAAGGAUUUUGAUACUGUAAAUAAUUCAGUUGAAAAUUCAAAAACGAAUAAUAUAGGAAAUACUAUGCUUGAAAGUGAACAAAGUAAAAAUAUAGAAAACAAACCCGUAUAUGUUAGGCAUGAGAAAGAAAAUUCUCAAUCUUCUACGAAAUCGUUUAUGUCUAAUAAUGAGACAAGUACUCAAACUCAAGAUAAUAUUUAUGUUGCUCGUGAAAGGAAAGAGAAACGUCCAAUUGGUGCUAGACCUCUUGUUCAAAAACAAUUCGUGCAAACUGACAUUGAAAGUUCUACCAUGCAAAACAAUUAUAUAAAUGGUGUCAAUUCUCCUAUUUCGGAUCAUAUCGAUAGUUCUGAAGAGAUCGAUGAAGAUCGUAAUACAUCUCCAUUACAAGAGGAUCAUUCUGAUUUUCCAACAUCAUCAACUUUUGAUAUAAAUAAUAUUGUAUCUUCAAAAUUAAUGCUUGAUAAUGCAUUACAAGAAGAACAACGUGUGAAUCUAACACCACCAAAUUCUGAGAUAUCAAAUAUUGUACCUUCAAAUUUAUCCGAUAAUGAAGUCUCUAUUCCUAUACCAACUCCCACUACUGGAUCCACUUACGUAUCUCCUGAAAAUGAUAAUCUUGAUCCCCAAACUUCUGGAGAUGAACGAGAUACUUAUUUUAAAGAAGCCAUCCAACGUGAUCCAAGUGUUGUUGAAUUUGAACAACGUGAACAGUGGUUCAAUAAUGAGUUGGACUCCGCAAAAAAAUUAGGAUAUAAUUUGGAUUUGGAUGACGAUGAAAAAAUGACUGAUGAAUUGGAUUUUGAACAAUUAUCUAAACUUUUGGAUCCCAAAAGUGAAAAGUACAAGAUUAUGCAAUCUAUUUAUCACAUGCAACAAAAGUUGAAAAAGGCAAAGGAAAAUAUAGCUAAUCAAGCUUUAAUUGCAACACAAAAAAUUGCGGCAGCAGAACAAGCCCAUGAAGCAGCCAUUCAAGAAGCAGCUUAUUAUAAAAGUAAGAUAGAAGGUUUAGUAAACAGCUUAGAUCCAAAGUAUCGAUCAUCUGAAGUUGAAAGAACUAUGAAACUUGAGAAACAAUUAACACAAGUUUUAAAAGAAAAUAUUCAACUUCAAAAUCAAUAUGAAGAAUAUUAUCAAAAAUCCAUUAAUGAGAAUUCAUUUCAGGAACCUAUUAAGCCACAU